This is a messenger RNA of Chanos chanos (milkfish), 1549 nucleotides long. It is a transcript of the gene coq9, whose product is annotated as coenzyme Q9 homolog (S. cerevisiae). Gene Ontology annotation, cellular component: mitochondrial inner membrane. Lineage: Eukaryota; Metazoa; Chordata; Actinopteri; Gonorynchiformes; Chanidae. Gene Ontology annotation, molecular function: lipid binding. The record is from RefSeq and is a predicted model, not a curated record. The coding region runs from base 76 to 1140 and encodes 354 amino acids. The transcript is spliced from 9 exons. Gene Ontology annotation, biological process: ubiquinone biosynthetic process.
CGCCAGUCAACUACGUACUGUGAGCUAAUCUAACGUUAGCAAGCUAAAUACGGCCCCCGUCAGCUGCGGCUGGAUAUGGCGGCGCUGUUUAGAGGACUACGAGCUGGAAGGGCCUUGAGGGGUCUUGGCAGCGUUGCUGCUCAGGCAACAGCCAGUCCCAAGUGUAACGGUUUAAGACGUGGCUUCCACUCUGCUGCCCUGUUACGGUUACAUGAUGACUCCAAAAGUGACCAGGUCACACCACCCCCUUCCUACCAUCAGCACUACCAGGCCCACGGUGCUGUACAGGGUGAUUCUGCAUCUGCAGUAAACACAGAGGACACACACACACCUGGACAGGAUGCCCAGGAUUCAGCCACCUCUACCCAUGAGGCAUCUGCAUCAGACACUGCCACAGGACAGGACGACCCACAACCUAACACCAGUUAUCAAGACCAGAGUGGAGAGCAAAGUGAAGACUAUGAGACUGAGGAGCAGCUCCAGGCUCGUAUCCUGACGGCCGCCUUGGAGUUUGUCCCAGAACAUGGCUGGUCUGUGGAGGCAAUCGCUGCUGGAGCAGAGACUCUGGGCCUGUCCUCAGCAUCCACUGGGAUGUUUUAUAACGGAGCAGGAGACUUGGUCCUGCAUUUCGUUGGCCAGUGCAAUGCUCAGCUCGCUGAGAUAUUGGCAGAGCAGCACAAUCAGGUCCAACUCGGCCAGGCAGAGUCAAAGAAAACAGCAGAGUUCCUUAGAGAUGCAGUUGAGACCAGGCUGAGGAUGUUGAUCCCAUACAUCGACACUUGGCCUCAGGCCAUGAGUAUACUGCUUCUUCCCCACAACAUCCCAGACAGUCUGAAGCACCUGUCCACGCUGGUAGAUGACAUCUGGUACUAUGCCGGCGACCGGUCCACUGACUUGAACUGGUAUACGCGGCGGGCGGCUCUGACUGGGAUCUUUAACACCACAGAGCUGGUGAUGGUGCAGGACUCUUCUCCAGACUUUCAGGACACCUGGGCCUUCCUCGACAACCGUAUCAAAGACGUGGUCAACAUGGCCAGCACAGCAAAACAGAUGCAGUCGACUGGAGAGGCUGUGGUACAGGGACUUAUGGGUGCAGCAGUUACGCUGAAGAACCUCACAGGCCUGAACCAGAGACGAUGAGUCCCAACGGUCUUCAUCCCUUUGUCUUCAUUUCUCUCUUUAUGAUUGUGUCUGUCACACAGCAUGUACUGUAUGUUUGAUUCUCCAGUGAACAGCUCCCACAUGCUCAUCAUUACAGCCAUAUUACUCUCAAAUGCAGUUCUAAAGCAGGACUUGAUAUAAUUUUGUUUUUGUUUAUACCCCUCAGUCAAUAUGAAGGGUUCAGUGUGCCAUAACCAUCUGCUAUGUCCAUUUCCAGUUUGAUUCAGAAGGGAACUUUGGUUUCAUCCAUGUCUAACCAUUUUGUUUUGCCCUGUUUUAUUCCCCUCUUUUGUUUUAAGGGCUAAGAAAAUAAAUGUGUUGCAUUUCAUUAGAUGGGAUGUCUGGCUCAUAUGGGAGAUGUUCAGUAAAGAAGCUGUAUUCCAGUGAA